AUGAGGAGGAAGAACAAUAGGAUUGAUGCGUUACUUGUUAAUGGAAGAUUAAUAAAGAAUCAAACUAGAAUUAAGAUUGAGAUUAGGGACUUUUAUAAGAAAUUUUAUCAUCAGGAAGAGUCUCCUUUGGUGGGGUUCAGGGAUGGUCUGGUGGAAAUGAUUGGUGAAGAGGAUGCUUUGGCUUUGGAGGUGCAAUCGACUCCUGAGGAGGUUAGAGAAGCAGUAUGGGACUGUGAAUCUUCUAAGGCACAAGGAAAUGAUGGGUACAACAUGAACUUCAUAAAGAGGUGCUGGAACGAAAUUGGCUCUGAUUUUACGACAACGGUGUUGGAUUUUUUCAUAACGUCUAAGUUACCGGCAGAUGCUAAUCUUACCUGGGUGGCGCUGGCCCCUAAGUUUACUGGGGCUAAGGAAAUCAAAGACCUGAGGCCGAUUAGUAUGGUAGGCUGUGUGUAUAAAGUCAUAUAA
Messenger RNA from Arachis ipaensis, 468 nucleotides. Lineage: Eukaryota; Viridiplantae; Streptophyta; Magnoliopsida; Fabales; Fabaceae. The record is from RefSeq and is a predicted model, not a curated record.